AUGGAGCUCAUGGUGACCAGUGUUCUUGUCACAAACAUCUUCCAGUUCGGAUGGUGGAGAUGCAAGCAGCGCUCGGGCGAGCUGACCCACUGGCAAAGGUGGGAUGCCGCAUACUACCUGGGCGCCGCCGUCCCCAUGAACAUCGGGAUGCCUUUGGCAGUGGUCCUUAUCUACAUCGGCGAGUGGGGCUACCCAGGCUCCAAGAUGUGGCAUUCCGGCAGCUGGAUGCCGAACACCGUACACGGGGUCACCCUCUACAUCUUCAAGUGGCUUGGGGUGAUUUUUAUGACCAUCGGUGUAUUGAAAGCUACGCAGCUUCACACCAAGAUCAUGAAGAAGCGCCUUUGCAGCGACCAGAGCUUUGAGUUCAAUAGGAGUCGGGGUGGCACGUGCAUGGUUGCGGGCUCCGUGACAUCUGCUGGAUCUUCGAUUCGAGUGGAAGUUGCAGUGGGACCUGCGUCCGCUGAGGCGGAAGCUGACAGAACAACGGCGCCGCUGAGUGGACAGUGGUGGAGGCUCCCCGGCACUUGCGGGAUUCUGCUGUGCGGAAUCGCUUGGUGGGUCGCCACUCUUCCAGAAAGGGUACCGGCGCUGCCCGUGCGUGGAGGGAGCGCACCUUUGGAGUGGGCAGCUCAGAACUGGACGUUGGGAAGCAAGAUUUGGUGCAGCCCGCAAGCACGGGUAUACAGAACACCUGCUGAUUUGGCGUCAGUGGAACGCAGUUGCCAGAACCUAUCUAAGAUGCCUUGGCGAUUGUUAGGGGUGCGAAGAGCAGCCUCGCUUGAGCUGGCAGAGGGGGGACAUCCAGAAUGGCUCCUUUUGCGUGGAGGCAGCAGGGAGGUGGCAGUGAUGCCAGUGCUGCGCCGAGAGGGGGGCCUCUUACUGGCUAUGGCGGUGGAAGCCCUCACGGAGCAGGAGCGCGCAGACCAGAAGAUGGAGGGGCUCACAGACGACCUGGGCCCAACCAAGAUUGUUGCAGUGGAUGGCUUGCCAGAGGACGAGGAAGAGGAGCCGGGCGAUGUGGCAAUGGUGUUGGUGGACUGGCCUCAGAGUUUGUACAAGUUUUUGCGAACAGCCGGCGGGGCCGAGCCGGCCUGGCCAGAAGCAACCAUUUGGCCUCAGUACGAGGACAACCCUGUUUGCCACAUCAACACGGAUCAGCUUGGGCUCCUGGCACGCGAGUGGGUGCAGACGCAGGAGUCCGCUUUGUCCGAGUCCUACGCCACGGCGGUGGAACCGUCGCCGGCACCUGUGAGGUCAACAGGACAGAAGGACACGUUGCAGCAAUUGCUGCAAACAGUGACUGCGCUGCAAGCCGACCUGGCAGACCUGAAGGCUGGAAGGGAUCUGGGGGCAGCGCCAAGCGGAGCAUUGUCGAGCGGGCAGCCGUCUGGGGCGUUGGCCAAGGCUCAGGCGCUGGUUGGCCCACCUCCCCGAUCUGCAGCGCUCCCCAGACCUGCAGUUGGCGCACCCCUCCUGGACUGUGGCGUCCCCGCGGCCGCAGGAACCGGCCUACGCGUCGAGGACGUCGAGGAGGAGGCCGAAGAACCCACUACGGACAGUUUGCUGCGGACAGCUUUGGUGAGUCUGUUGAGCCAGCAGAGCAAGAAGAAGAAGUCCAAAGCUCCGGGCUUGCCUCUGCAGGCCAUGUCGGAUUCCGAAGGGGAGGAGGAGAGCGACCCCCUGAGGAAGUUGACUGGAGCACGUGGGACAAUGUUGGCAGAGAAGUUGCGUAUGGCUAUGGAAGCCGAUCCGCGAGCUUACAUUGCCAGCAUCGAGACCAAUGCCGCCCACCUGCUAGGAGAACAGCAGGCCACGGGCUCCACUAUGGAAAGGUAUGCCAAGGAACAACUCCCCUUGGGCUCCGAGAGGAGCUUAGGCUACAUGACAUGGGCCAUUGCCAGAUGCCUCACGCUGCUCAAGGCCGGGGAGAGCGACAAGUGUCACCUGCUGCUACUGCUGCUCAUGGCUGCCGUGGAGCAGUACAAGUUGGACAGCAAUUGGGUGGCAGCGUGGCGAAUAACCCAACUCACUCAGCCUCCGUUUGCCGAGUGGAAGAGCCGCGAGUUUGCCCUGCCGCAGCUGCGACAGGACCAUGCGCACUCGCGACUGAUUGGAAUCGAGGAUGGCCCAAUCGUCCCAAUCCACGCGGUCGAGGCCGAGGCAGAGGCGGUCAAGAGCUCUGUCUCGCAGCGGGGUGUUUUGCGCACUCCGCCUGCCGAGCUUUUGCCAUGUCCUGUGCCCUAUGCUUGGGUGCAAAGGGCUGAGAAGAGGGGAUCCAGGUGUCCGCCAACUGGUUGCCGAGGGGAGUUGUCAGCUGAGCAGCAUAAGAUGGUUGAUCCCAGUCACGCGUGUAAUCUUUUCUGUUUGGCCAAGUCCGAUGGUGAGCUAAGACAAAUCAUUGAUAGGAGGAACUUUUACCAUGCCUUUAAAGUUACUGAGGGAAGGGCGCUCAGCACGCCCGUCGGGCCUAGCUGGAGGGCUGAUGAUUUCCGUGGCUCACAGGCGCUGACUCGUUUGAAGUGCCGGCGCCCGGAGGUGAAUCUAGCUUCGGGUACGCGUGUGUACGCUUGUUUUUCGGGGCUUUCGAUGGGAGAUAAGUGGGCCCCGGCAAUUGCGCAAGUGAGCCACGAACGUUUGCUGCAACAAGCUGGUGCCCUUCAGCCUGAUGAGCACAUUAAACUUGGCUUCCCUUUGCCGCGGGCCCCUGCGGGCCACUACUCAGGAGUUUGCAUUGACGACAAGGUUAGUUUGCAAAUCUUCCCGUGCAUCGUGCCCAUAGGAGCCUCGCCAAAGGAUAAGCCGGCACGUGACGCUGAAGCUUGCUCCCAAGCUGAUGCAGCCUAUGAGGCAGCAGGUGAUAGUGGCCUGCUGAGCAUGGACUGCACCAAGCUUGCGGCGCUCGUCCUCGUUACUGCUCAGGGCCGACACCAGCGCCUGGAGGGCGCUAUGUCCACGAAAGCAGCGGCCUACCCUCCGCAGCUCUGUGUGGAGUUUGCGCGCAUUUCCGUUGAGCUUGCAAACACCCGAAUGCCUUCCGAGACGCCGGGCGACCCCUGCAUGGCUGAGCAUCCACGGAAGCACGAGCAUGGUCUAGGUGACCACCGUAUCUCACAGAGGUUUGUAAGUCAUCUUUGGUCCACUCAUUUGGCUGAAGCGCUACCUUGGAAGGUCAUCCGUGCAUACAGGUUCAAGCGUCCAAACCACAUUAAUGUUCUGGAAAGCCAUGCCCACAUGACUUUAAUGCGAGUUGCACCGAUGGAUUGUCGACUGGUGGUGUGUCAAGAUUCUAUGGUCACCUUAGGUGCGAAUGCCAAGGGGCGUAGCUCUAGCCUGGCCCUGAAUAACAUUAUGCGUAGAUCUUUAGCCUACCAGCUAGCCAAGAACUUGUAUCCAGUUGGGGUGCAUUGCCCAACUUGGGCCCUGCGAGCUGAUGAUCCAUCACGCUCCCGCGUAAUUCGACCACCUCGGUCUCUUGUGCCUGCCUGGUUCUUUGCUCUUAGGCGAGGAAAUCUUGCAGAAGCCCAAGAUGAGUUGGACAGGGCUUCAGACACCGCCAGGUCGUUGGGACGUUGGCUGCUGUUCGCGAGCGCUGCUCUUUUGGCUAGUAGUGGCAACUACAGGACGGUUGGUGCAUGGGCCAAGACCUCCCAAUGCCCCACGGAACCGUCUAGAGCUCGAGAGGGGCGCAGCCUGCUCCUGCAGUUUCAACAAUGGUUGGAGGAACAGAAUCCCGAGGGGAUGCCUCUUGCAGAGCUGGCUGCUCAGCAGCCCAUCCAGCUAUCACUCCAGCUGGAGGAAUACGGCAAGCACCUCUACGAGUCAGGAGGGACAAAACGGACCUUUGCCGAAACCAUCAAUUGCGUAGUCCAGAGAUACCCCUUCCUGCGUGCCAUGAUGGCAGGACCGUGGCGACUUCUGACAACUUGGGAGACACUCUGGCCUGGCAAAGUGCACCCGCCGAUGCCCCUGCCAUUGUUGAAAAGUUUGGUCUCGACCUCCCUGGCUUGGAACUGGCCGCGCUUCGCAGCGCUCCUCUUGAUCGGCUUCUACGCCUUGUUGAGGCCCUGCGAGUUCUUGGCCCUCAAGGUGUCCGACUUCCUGACUGCUGCCGACACAGGAUGCUCCGAGGCAUUCUUCAUAAAGCUCAUGCUGGUCAAGUCGCGAACACGAGGAGCCCGCAUGCAGAGUGUGCGGUUGGAUGUUCCGUUUGUGGUGCAGUAUCUACAAAGACUCUUUGCAGUAAUGGAGCCAUCAGAAAAGAUUUGGUGCUUCUCCACUUCCCUUUUCCGCACCAGUUUGCAGAAGAUUCUCCGCGAAGAAUUGGGAUGCAUCAAUGUGAUGGAAGCUGUAGCACCGGCAUGUCGUACAAAAGUAUAUGCCUUGGCGAACCUAUGCGAGGCGGCUUGCACGGAGUACAGGAUGGAGGCAGACCUGUCUUCUCAGGUCCAUAGGCUGCUUUGCGCCUGUUCUGCACCUUAA
Symbiodinium natans is the source of this 4482-nucleotide messenger RNA. Lineage: Eukaryota; Dinophyceae; Suessiales; Symbiodiniaceae. The record is from the annotation of a GenBank genome assembly.